This is a messenger RNA of Polistes dominula (European paper wasp), 2926 nucleotides long. RefSeq lists its product as uncharacterized. Gene Ontology annotation, biological process: regulation of transcription by RNA polymerase II. Lineage: Eukaryota; Metazoa; Arthropoda; Insecta; Hymenoptera; Vespidae. The record is from RefSeq and is a predicted model, not a curated record. Gene Ontology annotation, cellular component: nucleus. Gene Ontology annotation, molecular function: protein binding.
UAAAAUUAAAUGAAAGAAAAAAAAGUGUAAAAACAACGAAAAACACUUCAUUGGAAGAUUUUUAAAAGAACUUAUUUGUUUGGUAGUGAUGUUAAUCGAAGUUCUCGUCGAUAGGAUCGAUGUAAAAAAAAAAAAUUAAAAUUCAAGAUGAAAAAUGGCACCGGCGAUGAUAAAACAUGCAUUCUAAGGAAACAAGGAAAAAAAAAAGAGAGGAAAAAGGGAUAAUCAUAAUAAUAUAAUAACAUAAUUAAAAUAUCGAUACUCGGUGGUUGCAAUUAACAAUAACAAAAAAAAAAAAAAACAAAAAAUAUAUGCGCAUCUUUCUUGAUGUGCAUAUACAUUUCAAUGACAAAGGAAUACAAAAAAAAAAUACAUUUAUAUUUUUUUAUUCUUUCAUCCCCAUCGAACGAAAGACAACACAAGGGUGAAUUUAAUUUCCAUGAUGUCUGAAACAUCAAAAAAAAAAAAAAAGAAAAAGAAAAAGAAACAAAAAAAAUUGAUACCUAUCGACAAUAUGAGAAAGAUAGAUCAAUUGUGAUAAAAAAAAAAAGUUAAUACGAGUCACGAUAUUGAAGACGUCGUGUGUGUUGACAAUUAAUCAACAUAGUUGCAAUCCUAUGGAUGACAAAAAUGAACACGUACUUUAGUGUGCAUAUAUACAUGUACACACUAUCGAUAUUUACAUCCUGGUUCGAUCGUUGUGGAAACAAAAUAAAAAAAAAAAAUAAAAAACGAUUAACACAAUGAAAAUAAUGUUGUCUUCUAAUAUGACGAAGACACAACUUCCUUUUCAAGCCGUCCAAACGUAGGAAAAAAUUUUCUUCUUGAAGAUAAUACAAAAAAAAAAAAAAAAAAAUAAAAAUAAAUAAAUAAAAAAUAAAAUAAAAUGCAUCACGAAAAGUAUCGAUUCGCAUAUUUUUUCUUGGUUUUUGUUUCUUUUCAUUAUUUCUAUCUCUCUUUCUCUCUUUCUCUAGUUCUUUKUUUUCUUCAACCAUUUUAAAACUCGAUUAUCGAAAAAUAAUAAUCGUAAUCGAUUAUUCACAGACCGUCCUCACGUGAUGAAGAAAAAGUUUGCAAUGUUGCACGAUUGAUAAAAUAUUUUUAUAAUUAAUUAAACAAAACAAAAAAAAAACAAAAAAUCAUUGAUAUACGAAAAACGUGUGAGGAAAGGGGUUUUUUUUUUUUUAAAUCGUCAAUCGAAGAUACGCCAUUUUGAAUCUGCCACGUUGGAAGAUCUUUCAAAAUAAAGAUUCGAAUGAUAUGUUGAAAAUUGUGAUCGUUCUUUUGAAAUCGUACGACAUUUUUCGUACGAUUCUUCAAAAAAAUAUUUCAAUGAUCCAUCUGAGAAGGAUUAUGGUUUUUUUUUUUUUAAACUACCUGAAGAUAAUUAAAGAAAAAAACACGAAUGGAGGAGACAAGAAGAUUCAAAGGAUUCCUUCGAUCGGAGGAUAUCCACAGGGCUGGGAUUGGAGAUAGACAAGAUGGACCAGCAGUAUUGCCUACGGUGGAACAAUCACCCAGCCAACCUUACCGACGUACUCAGUUCACUACUUGCCAGAGAGGCACUUUGUGAUGUUACCUUGGCUUGUGUUGGAGAAACAUUUAAAGCGCACCAGACAAUACUCUCCGCAUGUAGUCCUUACUUUGAGACUAUUUUCCUUCAAAACAAUCAUCCACAUCCAAUAAUAUUCUUGAAGGAUGUCAACGAUACAGAAAUGAAAGCGCUGCUGCACUUUAUGUAUAAAGGAGAAGUUAACGUAAGCCAGCAUGUCUUACCAAUGUUCCUCAAAACAGCUGAGGCGUUACAAAUCAGAGGCCUCACAGAUAAUAGAGUAAAUAACAAGACCGAAGAAAAAAGUCCUUCUCCUGAACCAGAAGCACAGACUGGUAUCAGGCAUACAGAUUCGCCUAAUCUUCAGUCUCACCCUGAAAAGAGGAAAAGAAAAUUUUCUGGCAGCUAUGACAUUUCACUUACUGGGCCUCCUAGUGAAAGAUUCUUGUCUGACUCUCAGGUAUCUUCGCAAUGUAAUUAUAAAUCAAGUCCGCCUGUUAUUCCAAAGGUAAAUAAUGCCCUGGGAACAGAAUUAGAAGAUGGUAGUCGACCGAUGUCUCCUGCUUCGCAACCACAAGCUCCUAUCAAGCAAGAAUUAGACCAUCACUUAUCAGAUUUCCAUGACAACAUAUCUCUCCCAACUAAUGUGGAGUGGAUAGUUCAAAGGGAUGGGAAGAGUGACGAAACAAUGGACGUACAGAACAUGACUUCCAAUCAUCCAGAUUCAACUGUGAUGCGAGUUUCACGAGAAAGUACCAUCAUGGCUGGAGGUUCUUUAUGUAUCAAUGUGUCAGGAACUUUGCGAGAAUUUGAAGAUCAACAUAGCUCUUUGCAAAAUCGUGUAUUUCCUUUUCAAUCACAACAUUCUGAAUAUGACAAUGUAGAGCCCAAUUUUCAGUAUAAUACGUCUUUGUCAGAUUAUAGUGAAACUGUUAAAUUGUCAUCGAUUAAUAACAAUGAUCUAUCAAGAUCUAUGAGAGUAAAUAAUUUGCAAAAAGAAAUGUCGGUGAUACAGUCAACUAUGUGUAACACUUCACAACGUAAUAUUUUUCAAGGUAGAAGGGCUGGUAAAUUUAAACUUAAUUGGUUAAACGCAUAUCAAUGGCUUCAAUAUGACAAACAAUCAAAUCUUAUGUUUUGCAAGUAUUGUAGAAAAUGGAGCAAUUCAAUUCCAGAAAUACGUACUUCAUUUGCUGCUGGGAAUGGCAAUUUUAGAUUAGAAAUUAUAAAUCAUCAUGAUAAAUGCAAGGCUCACAAGCUAUGUGUAGAUAAAGAAAGUGGUACUAAAGAAAGUUAUUCGUAUAUUAAAAGCACUUGUUGAAUACUUCCAUCUACUAGCAUUCUUUUUGUAAUUUCAUUUGUGCUUGUCAUUUU